Molecule: messenger RNA, 984 nt
Organism: Odobenus rosmarus divergens (Pacific walrus)
Lineage: Eukaryota; Metazoa; Chordata; Mammalia; Carnivora; Odobenidae
Gene: RNF175
Product: ring finger protein 175
Exons: 9
Coding region: 1-984 (327 amino acids)
Cellular component (GO): endoplasmic reticulum membrane; Golgi membrane
Molecular function (GO): metal ion binding; ubiquitin protein ligase activity
Source: RefSeq, a predicted model, not a curated record
AUGGCCGCGGAGGCCGCGGUGCGCAAGGCGGCGCGGGUGCAGGAGGCGCCUCCCCAGCACAAGCAGAUCUCUCACACAAAGCUUUCUGUGGAUGAUGAGUGGAACUUGCAGCAGGAGAGGAUGUACAAGAUGCACCGGGGCCAUGAGUCCAUGCACGUGGAGAUGAUCUUGAUCUUCCUCUGCACCCUGGUCAUCGCCCAGAUAGUGCUGGUACAGUGGAAACGGAGGCAUGGCCGGUCCUACAACCUGGUGACACUGUUGCAGAUGUGGGUUGUCCCUCUCUAUUUCACGAUAAAGCUUUACUGGUGGCGGUUUCUGUCUAUGUGGGGAAUGUUCUCCGUUAUUACCAGUUACAUCCUCUUCAAAGCUACCCGAAAACCGCUCUCAGGGAGAACACCAAGAUUGGUCUACAAAUGGUUUCUUCUAAUCUACAAACUCAGCUAUGCAUUUGGUGUUGUGGGUUAUUUGGCUAUCAUGUUUACAAUGUGUGGAUUCAAUUUAUUUUUCAGAAUCAAGGCUAGAGAUUCCAUGGAUUUUGGCAUCGUAUCCUUGUUCUAUGGCCUCUACUAUGGUGUAAUGGGGAGAGACUUUGCAGAGAUCUGUUCGGAUUACAUGGCCUCUACGAUAGGGUUCUACAGCAUCAGUGGGAUGCCCACGAGGAGCUUGUCAGACAACGUCUGUGCCGUCUGUGGGCAGAUCAUUGUGCAGCUCGAUGAAGAAGGGCUCACUGAGAACACCUACCAGCUCUCAUGCAAUCAUGUCUUUCACGAAUUCUGCAUCCGAGGUUGGUGUAUAGUUGGUAAAAAGCAGACUUGCCCUUACUGCAAAGAGAAGGUUGAUUUGAAGAGGAUGAUCAGUAACCCCUGGGAGCGCACACACUUUCUGUAUGGACAAAUCCUUGAUUGGCUUCGUUAUUUGGUGGCCUGGCAACCCGUGGUGAUUGGAAUAGUUCAAGGCAUUAAUUACUCACUAGGGCUGGAAUAA